AUGGACUUCUAUAUUCUCAGAAACCUGGAGGACUCCAUAGCGUUUCCAGUGGUAGAGGAAAUUGUGGUAGGUGCAGAAGAGGAGGUGGGGGACGUUGAAGAGAAAGUGAAUGCACCACCCAUGCCACUAAUUCCGGAAGAAUUAGAGCAGGAAGAAGAUGAGGAGGAGGUGGAGGAAGAUGAGGAAAAAGAAGAAGAAUUAGAGGAGGAAAUAGAGGAUGACCAACCAAAUAAUGUGCACUAUCAUUUCGUUCAGAAUGUUGCGGUUCGACGCCCAUACUCUCGCUCACCAUCCAGAAGCCUUUCGCCUAAUGAGGACACCAGUGAGGACGAGCCAGAGAUCGACCAUGACUUCCUCGCAUCUCAAAUGGCUUCGGAAAGACGUCGUCUUCGUGCAAGAAGAGAAAGACAGGUUCGUCGGGACGCGGAGAUUUUUGUAGAGGGAAUGGAAUUCGAUUUGGAUCAAGAGGAACGUUACAGAGUCAUUCAGAACUAUGUUGAAGAGUUCCAUCAAAAUCAAGCAGAGGACACGAGCGAGGACGAUAAUGGGGAAAACGUCUAG
Caenorhabditis remanei is the source of this 561-nucleotide messenger RNA. RefSeq lists its product as uncharacterized. The record is from RefSeq and is a predicted model, not a curated record. The coding region runs from base 1 to 561 and encodes 186 amino acids. Lineage: Eukaryota; Metazoa; Nematoda; Chromadorea; Rhabditida; Rhabditidae. The transcript has 5 exons.